Molecule: messenger RNA, 1864 nt
Organism: Rhipicephalus sanguineus (brown dog tick)
Lineage: Eukaryota; Metazoa; Arthropoda; Arachnida; Ixodida; Ixodidae
Exons: 4
Coding region: 179-1864 (561 amino acids)
Biological process (GO): phosphatidylinositol phosphate biosynthetic process
Cellular component (GO): phosphatidylinositol 3-kinase complex
Molecular function (GO): 1-phosphatidylinositol-3-kinase regulator activity
Source: RefSeq, a predicted model, not a curated record
GUUCAUUUCGGAAUGGCUGCCUCUUGCGGGUGGUAAAUUUCCUUGUCGUCGUCGUUUAGUUGCCUCCAAAUAAGAGGCUUUACCAGGAUCUCUCAAAUUUCUGAGGACUCAUCAGCGAGGCCACCAACAAUGGCGGCACCAUUGGUAGCGGCUAUUGUGCCUGGAGGCAGCUGUUGCCAUGCCAACGAUGCCUCACUGUGAACAACAGGAACACCGAGUCUCCCUUCACCUAUGGCCUGCCCUGGUCGGUUGCCUUCUGCACAGCUCACCGCGUGACAUGGACCAACAGGCUUCCCCGGGAAGCCUCGACUUCCGUGAUGCACCCGCUCGGGAAGAACGCCAUGCCAGCGGCCAGGCCCAAGAGAGCAGUACCGAACAACCGCGUCAUUCCGGCCACCCCGUCAUUUUUCAAGUUGACCUCCACCCACCUUCUGGCCAUCAGAACAUCGGAGUAUGGGAAGCAAGGGUGCCGUCAGCCCGACCACCAUCCUCGAGCGUCGAAGAGUGUGGCGCCACCGGAAGUGCUGCAGCUUCGACCUUGUCUGCCGAUUGGCCGUCCACGGAAAGUGCAGGGGCAUUGCCUCUGAGUGUCUACAUGGCUUGCUUGUCUCUCGACUCAUGCCAGGUCUCCAGUCCACGCUGCCGUCUCGAAGCCACGUGUUGCUGCGACUCACACGGUGCCACCGCAAAGUCAUCGCCUUCCGAUGCAGGCAGCCGCCGAGCAUCCGCGUCGGGUCGAACCGACGGUUCGGCAACAAAAGCCUCCAGGUCACGCUGCUCCUUGGAUGAGCCUUCCAACUACACGCUUGUCCUGAAGCCGAAAGCACUGAAGCCUUGUGCUGCGGUAGGAUCCGUCCACUCUGUGCAUUCUGCCCACUCGGCUUGUUCGACUGGGGCUCCAUUCGAAAGGCCCGAAAUUAUCAGCCGUCCGGGGAGCACGCCGUCACAGGUACUCGGCUCGAGUGAAGAGGGCCGCGAGCUGCUGCCUCAGAUGCCCUACAGCAGCCCAAACAGUCCCAUUCCAUUCUCAACAGCGUCGAGGGACACAGACACGCAUGUGAUUAAAGAAGAGAAAUCCUCAUCUUCGUGUAGCAACUGCCGCAGAUCACGUUCCACCACCGUCGAGUCGAAGAAGCACCUUAAGAGCAAGAAGAGAAAAGAAAACUCUCGCGCCGAGAGAUGUUGCUCGGAGGAAAUCGGUACACGCAGCAAUUGUGAUGGCAUUGAAGAGCUGUCCGGGCCCAUCGGAAAAGCGUCCUUGCGGCAUUCGCUGGGCUCUUGCUUGGGUGCUAGAGGUCAGAGUGUGUCACGGCCUGUUGAAAGAGCAUCAUCAUCAAAGAGGCGUUUUUCGUUCACUCUACCCAAUGCGCUGCUGAAUGUUUUCCGCAAGGGAUCUAGUGCCACACCAUCGGUGCGGAACAGUUCGAGCCAGACGGAUCCCUAUCCAGAGGAGGUGGUCCGAUGCAGUGAGAAGGCGACCAGUCCAUAUGCCGUGCGGGCACUGCCUCCACUUCCAGGCAAUGCCACCGUUACACUGUGUGACCACUUUGGCAGGGCCGACGCAGUCAGCUGUGCCUCAGAUGAUUCGGACAGGAAGAGCCUCGACUAUGCAUCAAGCAUCGAGAAAGUUAAAGAUUGUGGUUGGUACUGGGGCCCCAUCAGUGGAGAGACAGCUGAACGGCUGCUAGCACAUGAACCGGAUGGUUCAUUUGUAGUGCGUGACAGCUCUGAUGAGCACUACAUCUUCAGUUUGACUUUCAAGCUCAACGGCUUUGUACGGCAUGUGCGCAUUGAACAUGACCAAGACUUCGUUGUCGUUGCCGCAUCUGCACGCCACUGCACGUCAGGGCCACCUGCCCUAUAG